Molecule: messenger RNA, 920 nt
Organism: Gossypium arboreum
Lineage: Eukaryota; Viridiplantae; Streptophyta; Magnoliopsida; Malvales; Malvaceae
Product: chlorophyll a-b binding protein CP29.2, chloroplastic
Biological process (GO): response to light stimulus; photosynthesis, light harvesting in photosystem I
Cellular component (GO): plastoglobule; chloroplast envelope; chloroplast thylakoid membrane
Source: RefSeq, a predicted model, not a curated record
UUCCCCUUCAUUUAUUACUAAUAUUAGCACAUCAUUUUCCAUCACCUUUUUUUCCAACAAUGGCUACCACCGUCGUUGCUACUUCUUCUUUUAUAGGCAUCCGCCUUUUUUAUGUCUACUCAACCUCUGGGAGGGUCGUGGCUAGGUUCAACUUUAGGGGUAAAAAAGCCACCAAGAAAGUAUCUAAACCAAACUCUGAUCGCCCAUUAUGGUAUCCUGGAGUUGUAGCACCUGACUGGUUCGACGGUAGCUUGAUUGGUGAUUACAGGUUCCAAACUUUUGGGUUGGGGAAGCCUGUUGAGUAUUUUUCGUAUGAUUUGGAUUCUUUGGAUCAAAAUCUAGCAAAGAACAUGGAAAAUGACAUCACUGGGACCCGGACUGAGGUCGCCGACGUAAAGCCAACUCCAUUUCAGCCUUACAGCAGGGUCUUUGGCCUGUAGAGGUUCCGUGAGUGUGAGCUGAUCCAUGGAUGUUGGGUCAUGUUGGCUAUUGUAGGUGCCUUUACUAUUGAAUGGCUCACUGGAGUCACUUGGAAAGAUGUUGGAAAGGUUAAUUACUUGCCUAUUCUUGUUGAAGGAUCAUCUUACCUAGGCUAACCCCUUCCAUUCUCGAUGACAACAUUGAUUUGGAUUAAAGUGUUGGUGAUUGGGUACAUUGAGUUCCAAAGGAAUGCAGAGCUUGACCCUGAGAAGAAGCUGUACCCUGAUGAGAAGUACUUCGACCCUCUUGGUUUGGCGUCUGACCCAAAAAAAAAAGCCACCCUUCAAUUGGUUGAGAUCAAGCAUGUUCAUCUUGCCAUGGUUGCUUUCUUGGGUUAUGCAGUCUAGGCUGCUACAACAUGCAAAUGUUCUCUCAAUAACUGGGCUACACACUUGAAUGACCCUUUUCACACCACCUUUAUUGACACAUUCACCUCUUAA